ACAAAGAAGGAUUUUGAAGAUUUUACCAAUAUCAAGCCGCCUGACAACUUCCCUUCCAUUGGAAUGCCUUAUUCCGGGGAGCUGGUAAAGCGCAGGCAAGCAGGAUCCGCCAGCUGUGGUUCAACUGUCCCCCAAGACCCCGCUCACUGUGCAACUGCAAGAAAGCCGAACGCCUCGGAACGAGGCUUUGAUCUUUCUGUAUUAGAGCAAAGAGUGAAAUCUACCGUGGUUGCAGUAGUCCGUUGUCAAAAUAUCUGGGGUGAGUAAAUUCACCAAGACGCGUUGCAGUUUUGUAUACAGGUCAAAUUGAAAAUACAAUUAAUGUAUCGUGCAUGAAAGUCGUUUCUCGUCCUUCCCUCAAUCCAAGACAAAAGAUUGUGAUUUGCAAAGUUUUACCCUUUCGAAACUGGGAAAAAGCCCUUUCUCUAGAAACUUCAUCUGUGUCACGACUUCCCCUAAAACACAGUUACGCUGUUAAUAAUUACAAGUCCCUCAAGAAUCAGAAGUGUUUUAAUCAGAAGUAGUUAUUCAAUAAUGUUAUAUAUAAGAGUGCAAGCAAAGCAUGAAACAGCCAAUAUAAAAGCAGAAUCAUUUACAAAACUCUAACGGUACUAAUAAACAUUGCUGCUACAAGAUGAUGUCACUCCACGGAGUUACAAAAAAAACGAACUAAAUGCGUAGCUAUGAAUUUGAAAUAAAAUAUUUGCAAGUAUUCCAUGUUAAUGCUGAAAGAACUACGUUUUAAGACUGAUCAGGCAAAACGUUUACAGAGGCUGAAGAAAAGACAGACGAAAGACAUUAAUCUAACGGCUUUUGUGAGCAUUUUGAUUUAUCUUUCAUUUUAUCUACAUCAUUUUUUUAAAAUUAUAUUAUCUUUUAUCUCUGUGUGAUUAUUCGCAUAUUCGCUUAAGCGAAAAAAUUAAAAUAAAUACAUCAAUCUAUUUUCUUUUUUUUUCUUUCGAGAAGAGUAGGGCGUUAUAAGUUCAUGAAAGAGAGAAAACCUUCCUCAGGCGAUAGUAAAUAAAUAUUGGAAUAUUUUUUUAAUAAUUCCUCUUGCUCAAUUGAGUAUUUUCUUUAAAACAACUUCUUCAAUUCUGAGCUAUUUGUCAUUAUCUGUUGUUUUAAGCAGGACUAGAAAAAGAUGAAGAUUAUAAAACAAAGGUCCAGAUAAGCGGCUGCUAUAAAAUCCUCAGUGGUACCUCACCAUCUCAACCUUUUCUGAUUGAACACUGCUGUUUGAUGACACCCAGAAAUAAGUGGGAUAUGGAGGUCAAAUGUAGCCCCAUGUCGCAUGGGGCCCAAGAUGCUUUUAAUCAGAGAUACAACUGGGGAAGCCUAAUGGUGGUCUACCCUGAAGCUAAAGUGCAAUUAAAACACAAUGAUAUUGAAGUCACUCUACCAUCGCUGCAGGUGGACGUUGAGAUCGCUGCGUUCGGAAGACCAGGAAAAGAUGACAAGAAAAGAAUGCAAAUGGCGAUCUUUGCUAAACGACCAAAACAAGGAAGAGACUGGAAGAUUUGGGUUUAUCUUGUAGAUGAUACAAACCCAGCUUGUGAGGUAUAGGGUGCUAUUAUGAUUGCUUAUUUUUUUUUAUUGUUUGUUUUUUGCUUGUUUAAAAAGUUACCAUCAUCAUUUCUUUACCCUAUGAUCAUGAUUUUAUUGCCUUAGCGAGCCAGCCAGCCAUUGAUCAACCUCCCGCCCAACCCCCUCCCUCCCCGCUCUAAACAUAACCGUCUCUUNAAGCUAAAGUGCAAUUAAAACACAAUGAUAUUGAAGUCACUCUACCAUCGCUGCAGGUGGACGUUGAGAUCGCUGCGUUCGGAAGACCAGGAAAAGAUGACAAGAAAAGAAUGCAAAUGGCGAUCUUUGCUAAACGACCAAAACAAGGAAGAGACUGGAAGAUUUGGGUUUAUCUUGUAGAUGAUACAAACCCAGCUUGUGAGGUAUAGGGUGCUAUUAUGAUUGCUUAUUUUUUUUUAUUGUUUGUUUUUUGCUUGUUUAAAAAGUUACCAUCAUCAUUUCUUUACCCUAUGAUCAUGAUUUUAUUGCCUUAGCGAGCCAGCCAGCCAUUGAUCAACCUCCCGCCCAACCCCCUCCCUCCCCGCUCUAAACAUAACCGUCUCUUAAAGACGGUGAAAGCACUAGAGAGCUUUAUUACAACCAACCCUUUUAAUGCAAAAUGAUAAUGCCAAGAGCACAAUUUAUUAAUUUAAGUUGUUAACAUACAUUGAUAGGAAAACUGAUUUCUACAUGUUAUUUAAACAGAAAAUGUUUCAGGAUGAAGACGAAAGAGGAAACAGACUACUGACACCACUUGCUGGGAUAUUUGUGUCUAAAAGCAAUAAAGACAUCAAAAUUGAACUCAGUAAACUGGAGCCUGGAUGGAAAAUCAAAGGAAGCAAUGUAAAGGUACGAAUAGUGAAUUUAGUUGUUAACAGCCUGCCCCCUUUAAAGAUAUAGUAAUGAUCAAAAUACACGCGGCGUUUCUAUCCGCGGUAGGUUUGGCCAUGGAUUAGUUGGUAGGACUGUUAGAGUCUCUAGAGCGAGAGAACUAGAGCCUAAUUCGCAAGACAAUACCACUACUUAGGGUUUCUUUGUUGUUGCUGGUUUUGUUUGUUUUUCGAAAGAGGAUACUGCCCUUUCCAAGUCGAGGCUCUCGUGUAGUGUGGAUGUCCACAUACAAAAAAGCGAAAAACCCAGUGUUCCAAGUUACAUAUAGCUGUUUGUUGAGAUAUAGAUCAAUUCAACCAAAGCGAGAAUUUCAUCAGUGAAAAGAAUCGCUACCUCUCUACCGUCUAAACUUCCACAAGCCUCUACUACACUAUACAGGUCUGGGAUCUAAAGUAAUAAAAACUGGGCUUGGCUCUGACCACUACCUAUUCAUCAUGUUGCUUAUAUUUAAGUAAACAAUAAAUAAAGUAAUCAAGCUCAGUUAAUUUUCUGUUUCUGUUUUUGUUUUUGCUUUUGUUUGUUUUUGUUUUGUUUUUGCUUUUAAUGAUUUGCAAUCCAAUUCUCUUUUUAGACUAUCAAAUCAACACAUGCGUGGAAUUUGUCAGGAAACUCCGUAGAUUUCCCACGCUGCUAUUUCGAAAUAAGUCACGUGAAUAGUACCAAGAAUUCAUUCUUGUGUGAAAUAGAAGCUUCUCACGAAGGAGACAGCGGACACGCAGAAGUUGUGGCUUAUUUUGAUCGAGUGAGUAUUAACAGAAAAAAAUACCGUAUGGGUUGUGUUAUAUUAUUUAGUAAUACAUUAUUAAUCUUUCUUCUGUUGCUCUUCGCAGAAGAAAAAUAUUAAUUUAAGAUCAUAUUUUAGUCUCCUUAAUUGCUGGAUUUUUUCAUAUUUAUUUUGUAGGAAAGUGGUCAGAAAAUGAUCCAGCCCUCUAACAAUUCUCGCAAACUGAGUAAUACGUGGAACUUUGUUUCAAAAGGUAAGCUUCAAUUAGACUGUACAAAAAACAAAAACAAAUAAAUAACACGUAUGGUCACUUAAUUGAAGUACGAUGCAACUCAGAGACCAGUAACAAAACAUAGGUCUCUGCAAAAUAAAUAGCUCGUUUAACCAGUGUAUAAUGAAUUUUCAUAUUGUAUUUCUAGGCUUUAUGAUUUUCCUACUUUUUUCAAUAUUACCUCUCAAUUUUUCUUUAUUUCUUUCUUUAUUUUUUUCCCUCUCAGAGACUAACACCAGGUUUCCAUUGCAUGAAGUUUUCUCUCUGCUUAAUGCACUUUUUGCUGCGGACUUUAACAUCCCACAUGUUUCAGGUAAGGUUGCUUCAUAAAUUUCAGUAAAUGAACGACGCCCUAAACGUGAACAUAGGAAUCCCAUUAAAGGGCCAAGUAGUAAAGGAUACCAUUGUAUAAAUCAAAUGUGUGAACGAUACGUUUGCUGACAUUGUUUGCAUGUUUUUGGAAAGAUUAUGACAGUACUGUGAGUAAACCGUUCAAAAACUUAAAAAUCGUUGACAUGCGUAAAAUAAAUAAGUAUCAAAUCUAUAUAAAUGCAAAGACGCUUUCUUUCAAUUCCCGGCUUACAGGCUAGCACUAUAGUCUCACAAAUUUUGUUUUAAAUUUUAACAGGAUCAAAUUCAACUUAUCAGCAAUUUACAACAGAGAAGGAUUUUGAAGAUUUUACCAAUAUCGAGCCGCCUGACAACUUCCCUGCCAUCGAAAUGCCUUGUUCCGGGGCGCUGGUAAAGCGCGGGCAAGCAGGGUCCGCCAGAUGCGGUUCAACUGUCCCCCAAGACCCCUCUCACUGUGCAACUGCAAGAAAGCCGAACGCCUUGGAACGAGGC
Molecule: messenger RNA, 4289 nt
Organism: Porites evermanni
Lineage: Eukaryota; Metazoa; Cnidaria; Anthozoa; Scleractinia; Poritidae
Source: the annotation of a GenBank genome assembly